CAACUACUACGAGUGGCAGAACUCGUAAAUAAGAUGCACAUCUGAGGUCAUUUUGGCGUUAACCUUUGCAUAUAAGCCGAGAUAGGAGGCGCUCUUCAUCCUGUGUUUUGCCAACUCAUCUCACAAAACUCAAGUAACCAAAUUCAAAUCAACCAUGGGAAGCUCCACGACCUUCCUCUGUACCUUCUUCCUCGCCUGUGCGAUCCUCACCGUCCACGUCGCACAAUCCUCGCCGUCCACUAUGGACUUCACCGGCGACCUCGGCACCUUCUUCCUCCCUCUCAAGUCCGGUUGUCGCGGAUCCGUCGCGGAGUGCGGCCUCCUCGUCGGCGAAGACGACGACGCCGAGUUUCUGAUGGACUCCGAGACCAGCCGGCGCAUUCUCGCGGGAAGGACCUACAUAAGCUACGGUGCGCUGAGGAGGAACACCGUCCCUUGCUCGCGACGCGGCGCUUCCUAUUACAAUUGCCGGCCCGGCGCUCAGGCCAACCCCUACAGUCGCGGAUGCAGUGCCAUCACCCGAUGCAGGCGUUGAGAAAA
Vigna umbellata (rice bean) is the source of this 540-nucleotide messenger RNA. It is a transcript of the gene RALFL33, whose product is annotated as ralf-like 33. Gene Ontology annotation, biological process: calcium-mediated signaling. NCBI's taxonomy places the organism in Eukaryota, Viridiplantae, Streptophyta, Magnoliopsida, Fabales, Fabaceae. The record is from RefSeq and is a predicted model, not a curated record. Gene Ontology annotation, cellular component: plasmodesma.